AUGUACCCUUCUUUUGUAAGUGAGUUGUCACGCACACCUGGUGAUGUCGUCAUUGAGCCCUAUUCCUUCCUCGAGCACCUUAAGGAGGGGACGAAAUAUGAGAUGAUUGUGUUUCCCGAUGCCUUUGAGAUUCCACAGGGAAGUUGGGCUGCGUACAGAAGUGCUCAAAGGAAAGGGCAGGAGGAAGUUGUAGAGCCAUCUGGCGGUGAGGGUCCGUUGAUAACCCCGCCGCACGCGGGGUGUAGUUCCGGGUUCCCGCUCACAAGAACGAAGCAAAGCCGACUGUGGAAUAGUGUCGACAGGAGGAUUAGUUUACAAAGAAAGGCUGGACAAAUGCUUGUGCAGUUCGGUAAGAGCUUUGCAGGCAAUUCGGAAAUUUUAGCGCAGCAUCCUUCGAGAGAGAGGCGGAGGCGAGAGGAGGUGUGGAGCAUCAUCAGUGCCAAACGAUUGGCAUCUGACAUGCCCACGCUAAUGCGGCAUGCAGAACACCGUAUGCAGUGUUUAGAUAGACUGCGCGAUCGGAAGGAGCAGCGGUGGGAGUUGGAGCGGGCCGCAGGGACCGGUUGUCAGCCAGCCUCAGCCAGGUUUCCCUUGCCAGAUUUAAAAAGAAAGGUUUGCGUCCUCAGCGCAAGUGGUUCCAGCGACAGGGAAGGGUGGGAAGCCAGGGAAGGUCAGACUUCCGGGCGCUGGCACGACAGCGCCUCUAUUGUUUCAUCUGCUCUUGUGAAAUGA
This is a messenger RNA of Trypanosoma brucei brucei TREU927, 732 nucleotides long. RefSeq lists its product as hypothetical. The transcript has a single exon. Lineage: Eukaryota; Euglenozoa; Kinetoplastea; Trypanosomatida; Trypanosomatidae. The record is from RefSeq and is a predicted model, not a curated record. Bases 1 to 732 code for a protein of 243 amino acids.